Onychomys torridus (southern grasshopper mouse) is the source of this 1625-nucleotide messenger RNA. RefSeq names its product dysbindin domain containing 2 (gene Dbndd2). NCBI's taxonomy places the organism in Eukaryota, Metazoa, Chordata, Mammalia, Rodentia, Cricetidae. The record is from RefSeq and is a predicted model, not a curated record. The transcript is spliced from 4 exons. Gene Ontology annotation, cellular component: cytoplasm. Gene Ontology annotation, biological process: negative regulation of protein kinase activity. The coding region runs from base 693 to 1172 and encodes 159 amino acids.
GGAGAGGAGAGUGGCCCCGGUCCGCAGCAGCUCGCCUUCCCUCCCCGAAGCUCCACAGACCGCCCCUGGGGCCCUGGGUAUUUUUAGCGUUGUGACCUGGGCGGCAGCUCUAAGAGUCUUUCUCUGGAGUCCGCGUCAGCGUCUUCCUUCUCCAAGGCCAGCCGGCGGCCACAUCAGCUCCUGGCACUUCCUUGGCCCUGCCUGGCUCAUUGGUUUUGGGUUCCUCAUGAGUUACCCCAGUGCUUGAAGACCUGGCCAAGAGCUGGGAUACACUGUGUCCAGAUGAGGUUUUUGGAGGAUGACAAUUCGGUCCUCACCCUAGAAAUUUUCCUGCUCCUGGUGAUGGGUUCAGAGCAGUGUACCAAGAAUGAGAGUGAGCGUACUGGGCUGUGUGGCCUGCAAAAUUCAGCACUGGGAGUCCAGAGGCCUGAUCUGCACUACCCAGACCCCACCCUUCUAGGUGGUACUUGGUAGCAGGGGAGGUAAGCCAGACAGAUGUGUGAGAGAGAUCUGCACUACCCAGACCCCACCCUUCUAGUUGGUACUUGGUAGCAGGGGAGGUAAGCCAAACAGAUGUGUGAGAGAGGAGGAGGACAACUCUCACAGAUCCAGAUCGGAGGAAAAGUGGCCAGUUCUCUAAACAGCUUUCCUUCACGGAGUCUUGCCAUGCAGUGUUCCAAGCAGGGGCUGACAUGGACCCAAAUCCCCGAGCAGCCCUGGAGCGCCAGCAGCUACGUCUCAGGGAGCGGCAGAAAUUCUUCGAGGACAUUUUACAGCCAGAGACAGAGUUCGUUUUCCCGUUAUCCCAUCUGCAUCUCGAGUCACAAAGACCCCCCAUAGGUAGCAUCUCGUCUAUGGAGGUGAAUGUGGACACACUGGAGCAGGUGGAAUUUAUUGACCUUGCAGAUCAGGAUGGAGCAGAUGUGUUCUUGCCUUGUGAGGAUUCUCCACCAACUCCCCAGAUGUCUGGAAUGGACAGCCAUCCAGAGGGACUGAGCCUGCCGGUACCCACACCAGACAGGACCACAUCCCGAACCUCCUCUUUGUCCUCUGACUCGUCCAACCUGCGCAGUCCAAAUCCAAGUGAUGGGGGAGCAGACACACCCUUGGCACAGUCUGAUGAGGAGGAGGAUGGGGAUGAUGGAGGGGCAGAGCCUGGACCCUGCAGCUAGCAGUGGGCCUCUUGAAGACUGACCAAUCUGGCUGUUCUCAAUGGGGAGGAGAUCCCAGGCCCAGCAGAGCACUCUGACCGGACACUUUCCUGACCAUCAGCACAAAGGGAGGAAAGGACUGGUGGAUGGUGGACCUGAGAACUAGCCUUCCCCCGCUUUCUGCUAACCUUCUCCUGCUACAACCCUCCCAGCAGUGGUUUUCCUCUGUGGUAGGACUUCCAGAUGAGAAGCGGGAAGAUGAGGUAGGACAAGAGGCCACUGCUUCCUUAGUACCCCCCUGCCCCUAAAUGACCCUGCAGUCUUCCACUAGAGUCUCCUGAGUCAGUGUCUCUGAAGGGGCGUUCUGAGGAGUUCCAUGUGGCACGCUGUGAGGUUGUCCUGCAGUAAUCCUGUCUCUGUAAGUCUUUCCAGAAGAGGACAUAGUGUACAUAAUAAACGAUAAUAUACCACUCA